CGCGGGAGAAGAGGCGCGUGGGAAGAGAGGCGCAGAGCAGCCUGGGAGGUGUAGUUUGGGCUGCGCAGCAAUGGAGUCAUGGUGGGAGUUGAGGUUCUGGGCAACUGCAGAGGCCUGAAAAGAGAUUUCGAUAGUGACUUUAAUCUCAGCAUAGGAAGCAUCUGAUUAAUGAAUGAUUUACCCAUUGAGGACCCUUAGAUCCUGUGGAUUCCUGUGAAUUGAUUGAUUCAUCUGUUUGUAGCUGAGACUUGGCACCCGCAACUUUUCCUCUCCUGACAUUUCACCAGCCCCCAGCUCACGGGCUCUGGCUCCCCUGAAGUCCUGGGUGACUUCAGUAUGCUGCGACGGAAACCAACCCGCUUGGAGCUCAAGCUCGAUGACAUUGAGGAGUUUGAGAGCAUUCGGAAGGACCUGGAGGCCCGUAAGAAGCAGAAGGAAGAUGUGGAAGGUGUAGGAACCAGUGAUGGAGAAGGAGCUGCUGGGCUCAGCAGUGACCCCAAAAGCCGGGAACAAAUGAUUAAUGAUCGAAUUGGUUAUAAACCCCAACUCAAGAGCAACAACCGCACAUCUCAGUUCGGAAACUUUGAAUUUUAGAGAUGGAUUCUCUUGCAUGCCAGACCCCUGGGACAGAAUACAAUGAUGACAGAAGUACCAACCAGAUUUAGAGAAUUAAGUGUGUGCAACCAAGCAGAAGGUUUUCUGUCUCCUGCAGGGAGAGGUGACUUCUGUGUGAAAUUACUGCUGUCCAACCUUUCUGAUAGGCUGGAAGCCAAAUUCUGGCUUGUUCCUGGAAAAUUGGACCGCAGAAGGCUUACCUGAUUUUUGUUUUUAAAAAUAAAUUUAUUUUUGGAAAAAUUGUGAGNUGUCCUUAAAGGUAGUAGCANCGCUAAUCGCCAGCUCUGACAGGUAACUGCUACAAGUGACNUCAUUCUCCUUGUCUUUACAAAAAGACCCCAGACCCCGAACCUUUGCAGUUGAUCCCCUGGGCUGACUUAACUUGUUUAUUCACUGUCUGCUGACCAUCCUUCAAGNAACAGAGAUCCCAGAUGAGUGUGCUCAGGCUGCAAUCCAGCACUUGGGAGGCUGAAGUAGGAAUCUCAAAGAGUUGAAGGCUAGUCUGGGCUACAGAGCAAAACCCUGUCUCAAAAUGUCAAAAAACCAAAGGAAACCAAGACAGAGAUCCCUUCCCACAUGGAGACUGGAUUCAAAUCAUCAAAUUGUCAGAAUCAAAUCCACUUUCAGGAAGGCUUUACACGGGGAAAGUACAAGCAGCUGUAACAGUGAGAGACAUUGUAUUCUUCACUUGGGACUCACUUGCGCAGCACCCAUCUGAGAGCUACCCUGGAUACUUUCACACCAUGCCCUAUUUUUACCAUAAAACCCAGGGACAGAACCACCAGCUGUGGAAGCCAGAACAUCUGGAAUCAAGUUUCAAAGAAACUCCUUGGCUGGAACUUACCCAGAAUUUUGGAUAGUUUGAGAGUGAUGUGAAUGGGAAGGUAGAGACAGAGGGAGAUGUAUAGUUCCCUCUUUAGCUCCAAGCUUUUCUACAAAACCUUUAUUCUAGUUUUAUUGAUGACUCCUAAGUCCUGUUAUCUUUGUCUUAGAACACAAUAAAACCCCCAAGACACAGGCUGUA
This is a messenger RNA of Mus caroli (Ryukyu mouse), 1639 nucleotides long. RefSeq names its product cell division cycle 26 (gene Cdc26). Gene Ontology annotation, biological process: anaphase-promoting complex-dependent catabolic process; protein K11-linked ubiquitination; regulation of mitotic cell cycle. Gene Ontology annotation, cellular component: anaphase-promoting complex. The record is from RefSeq and is a predicted model, not a curated record. Lineage: Eukaryota; Metazoa; Chordata; Mammalia; Rodentia; Muridae.